AUGGGAGGGGAAACGUCGGCAGCAGCAGCAGCGGCGGCGGCAGAUGCAGCGGCAGAAGCAGCAGCAACAGCGGCAUCAGCAGCAGCAGCAGCAGCAGCAGCAGAGGCAGCAGCAGCAGCAGCAGCAGCAGCAGCAGAAGAGGCAGCAACAGCAGCAGCCACAGCAGCAGCAGCAUUAGCACCACCAGAAGCAGAAGCAGCAGCAGAUACAGCCGCAGAAGCAGAAACAGCAGCAGCAGCUGCUGCAGAAGCAGAAGCAGCAGCAGUAGCAGACGCAGCAGCAGCAGCAGAAACAGCGGAGGCGGCAACAGCAACAGCCGCCGCAGUAGCAGCAGCAGCAACAGGAGGAGAGGGGGUAAGUGGAGGCAGCACGGAAAGGCGCUUGCAGAGAGAGAGCUCUAACUCCUGCAGGCCUACAAGGUUGCCCCACCCGAGCGGAAAUUCACACAGCGAGUGA
Messenger RNA from Closterium sp. Yama58-4, 456 nucleotides. The record is from the annotation of a GenBank genome assembly. NCBI's taxonomy places the organism in Eukaryota, Viridiplantae, Streptophyta, Zygnematophyceae, Desmidiales, Closteriaceae.